Messenger RNA from Colletotrichum fioriniae, 624 nucleotides. NCBI's taxonomy places the organism in Eukaryota, Fungi, Ascomycota, Sordariomycetes, Glomerellales, Glomerellaceae. The record is from RefSeq and is a predicted model, not a curated record.
AUGCGCCUCACUUCUGGUAUAUGGCUCUCCGCCAUCACCGCCUCAGCCUCCCUAUCCAACAUCGCCUCCCUCCGCUGCAGCUCCAGCGCCAUCCUCCCCACCCCCUCAUACGACCUGGAAGGCGCGCUCUUCACAGUCUGCACAGAAGAAGUCAUCAACGCACCCAUCAGCAAAAUCUACGACGCGCUCCUCGACUUCCGCCGCUACAGCACCUGGAACACUUUUGUCGUCGACGUCGGCCUCCCGCCUGAGGUGACCGGUCCGGGGGACGUGUACGUCGGCCUGUCGAUGAACUUCACCACAGCUGGUAUCAUUCCCGGUGUCAAUACCUCCUCGACCGAAGUCAUCACCUUGCUUGCGCCGGAUGUACGCGGCUGCGACGACGGCGCUACAAGAGCCGUCAACGCGUGGAGAAAUGACGAUGGCCUCGGCGGUGCGUUUCUGCCGGCGGAGCAUCCGAAUCUGUUGACUGAUUUGGGGAAUGGGUCAGUGAGGAUGGUAUCGUAUGAGACGUAUUACCUCCCCGGGGCGACGACGCUGUUGCCGCUAAAGGGGACUUUGCAAGAGAGAUUUGAGACGCAGGGAAAAGACUUGAAGAGAUUCGUGGAGGGGGGGCUUCGUUAG